AUGGGCAUUUUAGUGUCGAAAUUAUUCAGGAAUCGAGAUAUGAGAAUCCUUAUGCUUGGUUUAGAUAACGCAGGAAAGACCACUAUUUUGUAUAAAUUGAAACUAGGCAAAACCUCGAAAACCGUACCAACAGUUGGGUUCAAUGUCGAAACAGUGAAACAUAAAAAUGUGUCGUUUGCGGUAUGGGAUUGCGGUGGUCAGGAAAGAAUCCGUCCCUUAUGGAGACACUAUUUUACAGGAACAAACGCUUUGAUAUAUGUGGUGGAUUCAAGUGAUGAGCCAAGGUUGGAAGAAAGUAAGGAAGAGCUAUGCCGAAUCAUUUCAGAUAAGGAAUUGAAAAAUUGCUUAUUAGUUGUAUUGGCUAAUAAGCAGGAUGUUCAUGGUGCUGUAAAGCCCAAAGAUUUAAUUGAGAAAUUCGAAUUGAAUAAAUUGAGCGCAAACCAUAUAUGGUCAGUUAUACCUACAGUGGCUGUUGAUGGUACAGGAUUAGUGGAAACAUUAAAUUGGAUAUCUUCACAUUCUAAAUAA
This is a messenger RNA of Lodderomyces oxycetoniae, 528 nucleotides long. RefSeq names its product Arf3p (gene ARF3). Gene Ontology annotation, biological process: vesicle-mediated transport; intracellular protein transport. The record is from RefSeq and is a predicted model, not a curated record. Gene Ontology annotation, molecular function: GTPase activity; GTP binding. NCBI's taxonomy places the organism in Eukaryota, Fungi, Ascomycota, Pichiomycetes, Serinales, Debaryomycetaceae. The coding region runs from base 1 to 528 and encodes 175 amino acids. The transcript is spliced from 2 exons. Gene Ontology annotation, cellular component: cytoplasm; plasma membrane.